CUCUUGACCCACUGCGCCUCCCUUUGGUACCGAGCGAUCAUGUCGCCCUAAUCACGACUUGCAACCUGAUACACUGGGUGUUGCUGCUUGCGGACGUCACACUGCCAAAACUUUGCCUUCCUCGAAAAAAAAAAUCGAGCUCUUAAGGCUAACUCAAUACCACUUGCAAACAGUGCAACUCGCAGCGACCUGGGCCAUUGAAUGAAUUGGUGCAUCAAUGGCUCUGAACUCCAAGGAUACCUUUCUUAAGGCGCUACAACUGUCGCCUAACCUUGACGAUGAGGCAAUCAGCAGAGACAUCUCCGCUAUAAUAACAGCUGCAGUUUAUGAUCCAACACACCAACCAUCUCUAAAGAAUGUAUACGAUAAUAUUCUUCAAUACCAAGGGGGUCCAGCCGUUCUUGAACCCCUCGACAUAUUGCCUUAUCUCCUGCGGUGCCGCCGUAAAGAAGCCGUUGACCUCAUUAGCCUGAUUUCUGAAAACAGCAGUCCGAAGGAGGUGUUGAUUGUCAUCCAGGAAACUCUGGAACAGCUACCCCAGCUACUAGUAUACCAUGGAGAUGAAGAUGAAAAUAAAGAGGAUCAUGUUGCUGAAUCUGUCCAGUGUCUCAUCAGCGUUAUCGUGUUGUCAACAAAAUCUGUGCCUAGAUUAACUCCUGGAAAAAGGACUGCGCUGAGCGUAGUAUCACCUUUGGUUUCCUGUGUUGGUUCAUUGGUUUCUUCGCUAGGAAGCGACUUCACGCGGGAUAGUGGUCGUUCAGUACUUUCAGCGGUCUCUCGCAUGUCGGAGGCGUUCUAUACAUGGAUCUUCAAAACUGGCAGCGAAGAAAAUGCUGCAGAAGCAAAGAAAAUUAUCAGAGUUCUUCUGGAUACGACUGUUCUGGCAUGUGCGUCAUGCAUCAGAGCAUCGUUAUGUGCCAGAGCUUUCGAGACGCACUAUCCUCGUCUUACCUUAUCUUCUGCAAUCGAACCUGAGUGGCAAGAAGGGGAGCAGGCCAUUUUGAGCGUACUGACUACUCUUCGGGCAAUGGCUCUGUCACCACAGGAUAUCUUGGAUAAUCCGAUAAAGAGCUCUCUAAUUAUGCUUGCUCAUGAACAAAAAAGCCAUCCCCUACCGAAAGAUCUGUUCGCCAAGUUGCAUUCAGUGCUCAUGACCUCAAUUCAGAUGAAUUUCGCCCUCGACGAGUCUCUCUUCCUUAUCUUUCGCUGCAUCACGCAAGAUCGCACACAACCCGACUUCCCACCUGACCUUGCCUUGUCACUAUGCAUAGUUCUUCCCGUUUUGGCAAGCACCCAUCUUGAUCCAUUCAUCAGGCAUUUCAGUCUUCGUUUAAUUGCGCUCAUCCUUGCACAACUGCCACCUGUGUUGCAGCAGCAGAUCUUGAUAACACUAGCGUCUGAUGUGGAGUUCCCCCAGAUGCGGGCGGCUGCCAUUGGCCUUCUCAAGGAAUGUGUUAUAGAAGCACUGCAGUUCCCCGUAUCGUCAGAACAACAAAACUUCUUUGCAUCACCACUGCUUAUAAGAUCCUUCGGACCGGUCCUGUUCAGGACAAUGCCGCCUGAUUACUUGUCGACGGUCCGGGUGGCUAGCGACAUUGAGGAGUCCUUGGAGCCCUCUCGGAUCGCAGAGGUGCUAUCGUUUUACUAUGUAUUACUGCAACGGGACAAGGACAACAAGACUGGUAUACGGGAUCCAGAUAACAUCGCGAGCGUAGAGUGGUCACUACUGCGGCCCUUACGUUCCUUCCUGGAAACGUGGUCGAAUGCUGAAGCUAAGCCUAUUCUUUCUGUGAUCUCCCUGCAGAUUGGGCUGGAAAGAAUAGAUUAUGCUGUACAGACCAUUCGAAGCCGGUAAUUAUGCAACACACUAGGUCGCCGAAUGCUCGGAGUGGGAUAAUCUGAAUGAGCAUCGAUUUCCAAAUCAGUGCUUUAUUUAGGGCUUUUAUGUAGUAGUUGUUCCUACAGAUAACAAUCAUGAUUCAGAACUUUCGACAUGCCUCUGAUAUCCUCGAGCAAUUCCCGGUCAUGUCCGAACGUGAACUAUUACUAAUUGGGUCGCUUAUGG
Suillus clintonianus is the source of this 2065-nucleotide messenger RNA. RefSeq lists its product as uncharacterized. Gene Ontology annotation, cellular component: cytoplasm. The record is from RefSeq and is a predicted model, not a curated record. NCBI's taxonomy places the organism in Eukaryota, Fungi, Basidiomycota, Agaricomycetes, Boletales, Suillaceae. The transcript is spliced from 8 exons. Bases 218 to 1855 code for a protein of 545 amino acids. Gene Ontology annotation, molecular function: ubiquitin-protein transferase inhibitor activity.